GCCCAAAAUGAUACGGAGGUGGCGCUAUUGGUCUAAAAGCUCUAAGAAUAGCAAAUAGCGUUUGAAAUUCGUGGGGGUGAGAAGCAGAGAGGCGGUCGUUGCCUGGGCUCCUUCCUUUUUUGAAGGCCAGGGAACAGUCCGCAGAUCAAAUAUCAUUAUGCUUCUCCUCCAAGUCUCUUAUUCUUCCCAUUAGGGUUUUUGGAACUUCUCCUCUUUUUCCCGGAGCCAUGCCAACCUUUACAGCAAUUGCGUUAGAUAGGUUGUUGGAACCUGGGGCUUCAAAAACAGUCAUGAAGUCAGCUUCUGAUUUGAAGCCUGUUCCUGAUUCGAAGUUGGAAAGGAGAAAUAGCACGUCCACAGUGACUACAGAAAACAAACCCCUCUGGUCUCAGAUAUCCCCAGCCCUCUAUGCCACUCCAGAGGCCACCCCGCUUCCUGAUUCUCCAUCGUCAUUCCCUCCAUCGCCGUACAUCAUCAAUCACAAGAGGCGAGGGCCACGUCUUAUCAAGAGCUUCUCUCAGUAUGACGUUCCAUCCGGCCAAAAAAUUGCUGAUGGAGAAGGUGUCAAUGGAAAUGCAAAAGACAUAGAACCUGUGGUUGUUGAGUCAGCAAACAAUGGUCCUGUUACUUUCACUGUUGCUGAUCCUAUUGUGGAGGAGCCUGUGAAUGGCUUCCAUAAUGAGAAACCUGAAAGCAGUAAUUCAAAAAAUGUUUUUGCCACAGAAAAUGGUCCCUCUGUUGCAGUGAAUUCAGAAAGAGAUGGAGAUGGAGAUGGUGAUGGUGACGAUUUCUUUGAUCCUCAGGAAUCAAUGAGUUUUACAAGCAACACUGAAGGAGAGGAUUUUAAUGGUGCUGAACAUUCUUUGAAGCUUACUACUCCAAUGGGAGAGUUUUAUGAUGCUUGGGAAGAACUAUCUUCUGAGGGUGCACAACAACCUUCGCUUUGUGAGAUUGAAGAUGAAAUGCGUGAAAUAAGAUUGGGUUUAUUGAUGGAGAUUGAGAAGCGGAAACAAGCAGAAGAAGCACUGAAAAAUAUGCGAAACGUGUGGCAGACAAUUAGCCAACAGUUAUCUCUUGUGGGGUUGACACUCCCUGCUGAUCUUGCUGUUGUGGGUGAGGAUGGGCAACCGGAUGUUGAUAUUGCACAAGAAUUGAGCCAACAAGUUUCUAUUGCUCGUUUUGUAUCAGAUUCCAUUGGGAGGGGGAUUGCGAAAGCUCAGGUGGAGAUGGAGAUGGAAGCUCAAAUAGAUUCAAAGAACUUUGAGAUUGCUCGGUUAUGGGACCGAUUGCAUUAUUAUGAUGCUGUGAACCGGGAGAUGUCUCAGAGGAACCAAGAAGGUUUAGAGUUGGCACGACGAGAGCGGCAAAGAAGGAAGAGAAGGCAGAGAUGGGUUUGGGGUUCAAUUGCUGCUGUCAUUACAGUUGGAACUGCAGCCCUAGCAUGGUCUUAUCUCCCAACUGGACAAGGAUCAUCUGGCGAAGACCACUUUGAGGCUUCUGAACAUGAUCAUGAAACCAAGUAAUGAGUUUUCCUGGUUAACUGGUUACUAUGACGCAAUAUCAUAGGAGAUAGAGAGAAUAAAAGUCGCAUAAUGCCACCUUGUGAAUAACAAUCACUUUGUUUUGUCAGUUGCUUUUUCUGCUAAUAGAGGAUAUGUAGUCCCACCAAAAUACAUACUUCAGGGUGUGCCUUUCGCUGACAAACUGAUAGAGAGGGGUGAAACAAAAAUUGGAUGAGUCAGAAUCUGAAAAUCUUGUUCUCUAGAUUUUCCAAGACUUAACAAGUGUUGUGUUGGCUUAGGUUAGUCUCCAGGCCAUGGGGGAAAUUCUUUGGUUUUUUAUCCUGUUGUUUGGUUUACAGGCAUAUGAACUCCUCGAUUUGGUCGGUGUUUAUGAUCUUCUGUACCAUACAAACAGGCUACAGGUUCCAUUCAUUUUACCAUUUCUGUGGUACUGUUGAAACAUCUUCCUUUAAAAAAUUAAAUUAUAUUAAGUGCGGUAA
This is a messenger RNA of Vitis riparia (riverbank grape), 2002 nucleotides long. RefSeq lists its product as uncharacterized. Lineage: Eukaryota; Viridiplantae; Streptophyta; Magnoliopsida; Vitales; Vitaceae. The transcript has 4 exons. The record is from RefSeq and is a predicted model, not a curated record. The coding region runs from base 228 to 1523 and encodes 431 amino acids.